Phytophthora nicotianae INRA-310 is the source of this 852-nucleotide messenger RNA. Its product is annotated as nicotinate (nicotinamide) nucleotide adenylyltransferase. Gene Ontology annotation, cellular component: cytoplasm. The record is from RefSeq and is a predicted model, not a curated record. The transcript has a single exon. Gene Ontology annotation, molecular function: nicotinate-nucleotide adenylyltransferase activity. Lineage: Eukaryota; Oomycota; Peronosporomycetes; Peronosporales; Peronosporaceae. Bases 28 to 711 code for a protein of 227 amino acids. Gene Ontology annotation, biological process: NAD+ biosynthetic process.
GUUUUCAUCCAAUGAAUAAUAAAUCUAAUGCGUAGGGUAUUGAACAACAUGCCGCGCGAGGUGCUGCUGUUCGGGCUGUCGGCUAACCCGCCGACGGGGCCCAGGGGCCACAUGGGCGUGGUGAAACAUUGCCGCGACAUGUACGACGAGAUCUGGUUGCUUCCUGUGUACCAGCACAUUUAUUCGAGCAAGAGGCAGCUCGCGCCGUUCGAGCAUCGCGUGGCGAUGUGUCGAUUGGCUCUCAAGACACUUAGCGAUGAAGACGACGACGGCGCUAAGCUCAAAGUAGUGGAGGAGGAGCGCGAAAUGUUCGAGCAUAUGGCUGCCCAAAGCCACAGUCCAGAGCAACUCCGACUCGGCAGUAUCGAUAUGAUACACUAUCUACUAAACAAGCACGAGGACACGAACUUCACGAUGCUGCUGGGCGGCGACACGUACGCAGAUCUACUGGCUGGCAAGUGGAAGCGUGGGGAUGAACUCAUGCAACUGGUCAAGCUAUUAGUAGUGGACCGUAAAGGGGUCGAUUCUCCUUGGAGGGAUCAACAGACUACUGAGGACCGAGUGACGUGUAUCAACGUGCCGGAACUUAGUGACGUGUCGUCCACGAUGGUUAGAGCCACCGCAGAUCGCGCUGAGCUGGCAAGGCACUUAAGCCCAGCGGUGCUGGACUAUAUCGUCCAGCACAAGCUCUAUGCUUUUGCUACUGAAUAAGGUGGAAAGAUUGAUAGAAGCGUGUUGUUUGCAUUGAACAUUUGUGCCUGGCCGUCCUGAGUGAAUCCUCCCGGCAAUGCGAUCCUCUCUCUCUUGUCUAGCACCGGCAGCGAGCCGCUCCUCGUCUCUUUAUCUGGCAGC